Molecule: messenger RNA, 4043 nt
Organism: Aphanomyces invadans
Lineage: Eukaryota; Oomycota; Saprolegniomycetes; Saprolegniales; Verrucalvaceae
Exons: 27
Coding region: 1-3825 (1274 amino acids)
Biological process (GO): regulation of Rab protein signal transduction
Cellular component (GO): cytoplasmic vesicle
Molecular function (GO): GTPase activator activity; protein binding
Source: RefSeq, a predicted model, not a curated record
AUGAGCCGCAUCGCCGACAAAUUGCGCAAUAACGUGGACAACCAGGCAUGCGCCGACUGCGGGGUGCCCGUGACGGCGUCUAUGGCGUGGGCCACAAUCACGCACGGCGCUUUCGUGUGCAUUCAGUGCGCAGGCGUCCACCGCAACCUUGGCGUCCACGUGUCCCGGAUCAAAUCCGUCCACAUGGACACGUGGACAUCGGACGAACUCGAGCUCAUGAAGGGCAAUCGUGCUGCCAAUUCAGCCCUGGAAAAGCAUGUGACGCCGGCCGUCAAGGCAGCAGUCAGUCGCAGUGAUGCGUGCCGAGUGGCAUAUAUUCAGGCAAAGUACGCGUUGAAAACGUUCGCGUCGCCAAACGGUGCAACGUUCCAACUACCCACAACCACGUGCGAAGUCCAUCCGCAGCAGAUGCCGACUAGGCGAAACUCGGCCCCGUCGAUCCAGGUGGACAUCGCCAAGCGAUUCGUCAACUACUUUGUGGUGGUCGGCAGGGGCUCCAGUCUCAAGCAGACAGUCGUGUCAUCGACCGGACCAGGCGACAUUCAGUUCCAGCCAACCAUCCUUGACAGUUAUCCAGACCCUCUCCCCGACGCGCCGCUGCCACCGCACAUUGCUCAGUUUGCAUUUCCCGAAGGGCUGACCCUGAGCGCCGCAUUUCGUGAACCGACAUUCUUCUCCUUUGUCCUGACCAACGUUAGCGGCGCCAAGCUCUAUGCAUGCGCGCUCCAAUUCGACGAGCUCCUGACACCGUUUGAAGUGAUGGCGCUGUUCGUCAAGGACGUUAUGCCAACGUGGGCACAAGCGUUGUCGAGUGGGGCCAAGCAGGCGUCGUCGGUGUACAGCCCCAAGUGCCUCGUCGUCCUGAGCCAGUAUCCGUUCUACUCGACGUUUCGAAUGUUCCUGCAGCAAAUAUACCGACUGUCGUUGUCCGAGGCCCCGCUCCCGUUGGAACGAUACGUGGCCAACUUUACGGCCGAGAUCCCAGUCCCGCCUCCUGGCAGGGUUCAAGUGCAGCUAACACUGCCCGAAUGCACCGUGCUUGUGUCGCGCCCGCCAACCAACCAGCUUCCCCACGCAGACGUGAACUUUCGACCGCUGUUUCAAAUGCUCGACCUCAACAACGUCCUGACCGUGUUUACGUGCCUAUUGCUCGAGCAAAAGGCAAGGGAGCCCGUGGCGUUGUGUUCCAAACACCUGAGUGUCUUGACCCCGAUCGCGGAAGCCCUUCAGUCUCUGCUCUUUCCCUUGUACUGGCAAGGCGCAUACAUCCCGAUCUUGCCGUCGUCGCUGCUCGAUAUCAUCGAUGCCCCAGUGCCAUUUCUGGUCGGUGUCCACUCCAAAUACCUUGCCACGUCGUCCCGCAGCUGUGCCACCGACGUCUUCUUCGUCGACUUGGACCACAACCGCAUCCUUCCACCAUCCAACGACGUUGGCCAGGAAUCGGUGCUACCUAAGCUCCCCGAUCGCGAAGCGGGCAAGUUGCGCAGCAAGCUGCAGGAAGUCGCAAACGUAUUCGAUCCAUUUGCGCCGGAAAUUGACAAAGCCGACCUGGCGUUCGACCACCAAGAUUAUUUGACCCCCAUUCAAGAUGUGAAUGGCACGACGGGCGGCCGCACUGUGCUGCAUGUGGCCGACGCGGAGCGCAAAGCGAGCUUGUCACUCGACAGGAAGGCCACGUUGUCGUUUCAAACGCUCAAGAUGCUCGUGCCGUCGCAGUCGACGUCCGUCCUCGCGGAACGGUCCGCGUCGGCGGCGUUCAACAACUCGACGGGGAGUGGCGCGCCGUCCGUAAACAAUACGAGCACGAAUGGAUCCAUGUUUCUGUCGGAUCCAGUCCGCCACGCUUUUCUCCGCUUCUUCGUCAGCAUCUUCAAGCGGUAUGCGACCUACUUGAACCCCAAGGCUUUACACCACCCCUCGGAAGCCCUCUUUGACGCGACGGCGUUCUUGCGAGACAACAGCGAUGCUGCGUCUCGCCCGUUCCUGGCGACUUUGAUCGGGUCGCAGAUGUUUCAGCGCUUCUGCCAAGACCGAGGGACGAGCCCCCAGCUCCCGGAAGUGCUCUUCUUUGACGCGUCGAUUCAUCAAAAACUCAAUCGGUCCGUCACGCUCGGGAAAAAGCACGAUGUAUCGUUCCUGGAGGACAAGUCCGAGAACAUUCGCGAAACGUUUGUCGCGCCGCCGCCGUCGACGAUGGGACUCCCCGACAAUGGCAUGCGGUACAAGUAUCGAGGGUUCCCCCGCCUGAAGCGGCAACUGUUUGGCACGACUCGAAAACCUCGCGAACUCUUUACCGCCAAGGAACAACCGCGCCACGUUGCCCCCGUCGACGUCCACCAGCAAAUCUACAAACUUAGCACGUGCGUCGUCGAGUCGGGGACGAGCUGGGAUGCCACGCGGAAGCUUGUCAUUUCGCUGCAAGCACUGUACCGCAUGCAUCGCGCGCAAAAGGCGUAUCGAAAGCAACGAGCGGCCGUUCUAGCCAUUCAAUCGUUUGUGAGCGCCCACCUCAAGCGCCGCGCCAUGCAUGACAACUACCGCCGGUUCCGCUGGGCUGUUGUGAAGUUACAAAGUCGCAUGCGGUCCAAAGCCGUGCAACGCGCGUAUGCCGUCGCCGUCUACGCUCUGACCAAGCUCCAAGUCAUUGCCAAAGGAUACGUUUACGCCGCGCGAUACCGCCGCCUGCGCCGCGGCAUGCUUCGCCUCCAGGCGUGGUACCGUCGCAAGCACCAGGAGCAAUGGUACCAUCGCCAGCUGCACCGCAUCGUGCUCGUCCAGAGUCGCGCUCGCGGGAUGCUCGCCCGGAUUCAGUCGCUCCGGUGGCGGAAGAGCUACUUGAUGGACCUGAAGCACCACAUAUUCAUGUUGUGGCGCGAUGGCGCGAUUCCACUCGUGUAUCGAUCCAAGUUUUGGAUCAUGUUCGACCGUGCGGACUUUAUGAGCAUUGGCGUACGUGCCGUCGAGGUGCUGCCGAGUUAUGACGUCGAUAUGUCCCAGGUGCAUUUGGAGGAAAUCGCACGGCUACAAGCGAUCUUGGGGUACCCCAAGCCGGCGGCAGUGGCCCCAAUGCCUGCUACCACAACGGCCAAGACCACGGUCGAACGCAGCGACAUGGACAAAGUCUUGUCGCGAAGUGCGAGAAAACGCCGCCAGCGCAUCCUCAAGACAUCGCACACGAGCCGUGAAAUCGCAAACGUGCGGCUGGACGAAGAGCGCUUGCACUUGUACGACCAGCUAAAGUACCACACGACCGACUCGAUUGUCCAGUCGCUGUAUCGGGCGAUGGGGAUUCCCGUCACAUACAAAAAGAAGAAGCGAAAGCUGAUUGAGCUCCUCUGGACGUCGCUCGAGACUGCCCAAAGCAGUGCUGAAAUUGUGCUGUCCAUCGGCGUCAGCGGCGCGCAACAGACGAGUGCCGGCACAAUGGAAUCGAAGCUCCACUCGCGCAUUUGCUCGGACUUGGCAUUCACCGUGAAUGCGGCCAUGGCCUCGCUCCAGAAAAUGAAACCCUCCGCGGGCAAACUUGGCCCCUUGCCGAAGCGAACACGAGAGGCGUCCGAGCGCCUGCGUCAGGAAGACAGCAAGGAGGCACUGAUGCGGUCGAUGGUGUACCAAAAUCACUGCCUCGAGAUCCAAGUGGCAGAGACCCAGCGAGAGUUGGUGAAAUGCCGUCAACUGCUAGCGGCGGCGGCGUCGCCACAAGAACCCACGACGCCGAUAUCAGCCGCCGACGACCCCGACGACGUGAAGACGACAGGCACACGCGUUCAACGACGGCCGAGUUUGCUACCAACUCCCCAACAGUCGUACCACAAGCUCGUGUGAAGUCAAAUGCGGCCGCAUGCGUGAGGAUGUGUUGCGAGGAGCGAAACAAUAUAAUCGGUCGGACAUUAUGACUCCCUUGUGCAUGUCCACAAGAACAAUGCGUGCUAAGCACUUGGACCAUUACCGGCGGCGCUCGCUGCACAGCUCGUGCUGGCAAAGCGUACAACCUUGAGCAAGAGGAUGGGACACAUGGCCACAUCUGUCGCUGAGCUCGCUUG